AUGGUAUUAACAACUUUUAAAACGUGGAAUAUUAGUACAUAUGUAAAAUCUACAAAAAAUAAAGUUCUAAGUUGCAGGGGCAAAAAUGAGAAUAUAAUAAAAAAAGAGGAUAUUAUCCAAGCUAAAAUAAAUGACUUUUCCUUUUUUAAAGCUCUGAUGUUAUUUCUUUUAAUAUGUAUAAUACAGCUUUGUAGAAAUAAUACGUGCAAUGAAGUCAAGAAUAAUGAAGGAUGUGCGAAACCUUUAGAAGUCUAUAGAUCAUUAGCAGAGUCAGAAACUGGAUUGGAUGCCAUAUUUGAUUUAUAUAAAGAAAACUUUUUAAGGAAAAUGGGGUGUAGUGAUGAGGAUUCUGAAAAAAUAAAAACCACUUUGAAAUCACAUUUACGUAAAACAGCAGAUUUAGACAAAGAUGAAGAAGAACAUAGGAAAAAAAUGGAAGAAUGUGAAGAUAUUAUAAAACUAGGUAGUAAUAACAGUAUUUCAAAAUUUUUAAAUAGAUUCAGAGAAUUAUCUUCUCCUUAUUUUCUUACAGUGAGUUCCUUUAUAUUGCUAGCUAAUGGAUAUCAUAAAAUUUUUUUAACAUUAGUGGGAAUUUUGAUUUUUAAAAUGGUAAACUUUUUUUGGGAUUUAAAAUAUGUGAUUUCAAAAAUGACGAAAAGUAUGUAA
Plasmodium gonderi is the source of this 666-nucleotide messenger RNA. Its product is annotated as Plasmodium exported protein, unknown function. NCBI's taxonomy places the organism in Eukaryota, Apicomplexa, Aconoidasida, Haemosporida, Plasmodiidae. The coding region runs from base 1 to 666 and encodes 221 amino acids. The transcript is spliced from 2 exons. The record is from RefSeq and is a predicted model, not a curated record.